ACAAUGAAGCAGCAGCAUUGGACUCCCAGUGAUCAUUACUGCACAGAUGAGAAAAGCCCUCUUGAAACCCCUUUCCACCACCAUCUCCAGGCUCCUCAAACCUUCAAUCCCUUUGCCAAUCUCACAUUCCUCACCGUCUCUUAAACGGGCGUCUUCCUUUACUCCUCUCCCACCUCCAGAAUGGGUGCAACCCUUCAACGAUCUUUCUGACCUCAUCACCACCGACCCAAAACCCGAGCUCCAGCCCUCCCCCUGGGUUCCAAGAAUUCUCCACUUCUUACAAAACAACAACUUGAACCACCCCUCCACCACCCUUGAGCAAGAACUGACCAGCUUUUGCCAUAAGUAUUUAAUCAGACUCCCUCCCGCUUUUGUUGCGUAUAUUCUCAAGAAAUCUGACCAGCUGCCGGACCGGGCUGAGACCGCCUUUCGAUUCUUUAUCUGGGCUGGUAAGCAAAAGGGGUAUGCCCAUAAUCUUGAGUGCUAUGUGUUUAUGAUUGAGAUUUUGUGUUUGGAAGGUGAUUUUGAUAGGAUUAGGUUGGUUUUCAAUGAGUUUAAAGGUAAGGGGUUCUUGAUGAAUGCGGUUGCUGCUAAUUCUCUUAUUAGGAGCUUUGGGAAUGGAGGGAUGGUUGAGGAGUUGUUGUGGGUAUGGAAAAGAAUGAAGGAUAAUGGGAUUGAGCCUAGUUUGUAUACUUAUAAUUUCUUGAUGAAUGGUCUUGUGAGUUCUAUGUUUAUUGAGUCAGCCGAGCGGGUUUUUGAGGUUAUGGAAAAUGGGAAAAUUAAGCCGGACAUUGUCACGUAUAAUACUAUGAUUAAAGGGUAUUGUAAUUCGGGGAAUGUUAAAAAGGCUAUUGCAAGGUUUCAGGAUAUGGAGGCGAGGAAUGUGGAGCCUGAUAAGAUUACUUUCCUGACUAUGAUGCAGGCUUGUUAUUCAGAGGGGGAUUAUGAUUUUUGUUUGAGACUUUACCAUGAAAUGCAGGAGAAAGGACUGGAUAUUCCUUCACAUGCGUAUAGUUUAGUGAUCGGUGGCCUUUGCAAGGACGGCAAGUCUAUGGAAGGAUAUGUUGCUUUCGAGAAUAUGAUUGCAAAGGGUUGCAAGCCCAAUGUUGCAAUUUAUACUGCUUUAAUUGAUGCGUAUGCAAAAGAUAGGAACUUGGACAUGGCGAUGGGGCUCUUUCAGAGGAUGCAAAGUCAAGGUUUUGAACCAGAUGAAGUCACAUAUGGAGUAAUUGUGAAUUGUCUGUGCAAGAACAGGAGAUUGGAGGAGGCACUGCAGUGGUUUGAAUAUUGUAAACGCAAUAAUGUUGCCAUCAAUGCUGUAAUGUAUUCGAGCCUCAUUGAUGGCCUUGGGAAGGCAGGGAGACUGGAAGAUGCUGAAAGCCUAUUCGAAGAGAUGGUUGAGAGGGGAUGUCCUAGGGAUUCAUAUUGCUAUAAUGUGCUCAUUGAUGGAUUGGCUAAAAGUGGGAAGGUUGAUGAAGCAUUGGCACUUUUCAAGAAAAUGGAAGACGAAGGUUGUGAUCAGACUGUGUAUACAUUCACGAUAUUGAUCAGUGGCUUGUUCAAAGAACACCGUAAUGAAGAGGCGUUGAAAUUGUGGGAUCUGAUGAUUGAUAAAGGUAUCACUCCAACAGCUGCUUCUUUUAGGGCCCUUUCCAUUGGGCUUUGUCUUUCGGGCAAGGUUGCAAGAGCUUGUAAAAUCUUAGAUGAGCUAGCACCAAUGGGCAUUGUCCUAGACACAGCUUUUGAAGAUAUGAUAAAUGUUUUGUGCAAGGCUGGCCGUAUUAUAGAGGCUUGCAAGUUGGCUGAUGGGGUUAUUGAUCGCGGACGAGAAAUUCCAGGUAGAGUUCGUACGAUUAUGAUAAAUGCCUUGAGGAAGGCAGGCAAAGCCGAUUUGGCAAUGAAAUUAAUGCAUAGUAAGAUUGGUAUAGGGUAUGAUAGGAUACGCAGCGUUAAAAAGCGAGUAAAGUUUCGAAAUCUUGUUGAGAGUUAAUAUAUGUCUGUUCAUUAUGGUAAUAAAAACCUUUUGGUUUGUUCACA
Molecule: messenger RNA, 2037 nt
Organism: Sesamum indicum (sesame)
Lineage: Eukaryota; Viridiplantae; Streptophyta; Magnoliopsida; Lamiales; Pedaliaceae
Product: Pentatricopeptide repeat (PPR-like) superfamily protein
Molecular function (GO): mRNA binding; protein binding
Source: RefSeq, a predicted model, not a curated record